UCUUGAUAUUUUCUUGUGUAAUUCGUAUGGGAAAUUAUAUGUUUGCUUAGUGAGAACUUUAUACGCAUAUAUAUGUUUUGUUAAUAUUCAUCGAGAGGCUUCCCCAUCAAAUGAAAGAAGAGUUUCUCUCAUAUUUGUUUCAUCGAGAGCCCGUCACAUUAAAACCGGAAAAGCAAGAGUCAAUCUCUGUAAUCUUCAGAUAAGGAAUAGAGCUUGUGUUGAGCUUAUUACAAUAGAAAAACUUUCAUAAACAUUUUGGAGUUGGCUUGUGAUAUUCUCCAACAACAUUCAACAAUGUCAAUGAAGAUGAAGGGCAUCUACAAAAGCUUCAAAUCGAUCUCUCAAAUAUUUGUUGAGAAAGAAAGAGAUAUUGAAAUUGGGUACCCAACAGAAGUGAAACAUGUGGCUCAUGUUGGCUGGGAGGGCUCCUCUGGUAGUGCUCCUGCGUGGAUGAGUGAAUUUAAGGCAGGAGCAGAGCUAUUAUCUCCAAGAGCAUCAUCCUUUAGUCAUGCAAGACAUUCAAAUUCUUUCUUCAACAAUUCUUCUUCCAGUGAUUUUGAUCAGAGCUCAAGCCAACAAACUAUAUCGGAUAGGCUAAGAGACGUGCCUCCAAUUCCAGUAGGUCUAUCCAAGAUUCAUACUAAGAGCAAGAAUAGGAGAAAGAAACAAUCUUCGACAUCAUCACCAAGAUCCAAACCAUCUCCUAAAUCUUCGAGAUCCACGGGUUUAUCUAAAGCUUCGUUUAAAUCAAAUACAUCUCGGUUAAACUCUAAUGCGUAAAGGCGAAUUCAAAAGUUCAAUGAAACAACAACAAAAUUAAACUUGUGCCUCGUAAUAUGCAUAAAGGAAUUUUUUGGUAGUUUUCGUGAUUUUCCUUUUGUUCAAAGUUUUUGUUUUGUAGUUUCUCGGAUUUGAACAACUUCUAUGUACAUUGUAGAAAGAAGUACAGAAAAUGAAAAAUAUUAAUCUGUGUGAUAAAAAAAAAAAUUAUUUAGUGUAACGAGUUUUUCUAAUGUAGCC
Messenger RNA from Thlaspi arvense, 1020 nucleotides. Lineage: Eukaryota; Viridiplantae; Streptophyta; Magnoliopsida; Brassicales; Brassicaceae. The record is from the annotation of a GenBank genome assembly.